Messenger RNA from Equus quagga, 2675 nucleotides. It is a transcript of the gene CORO1A, whose product is annotated as coronin 1A. NCBI's taxonomy places the organism in Eukaryota, Metazoa, Chordata, Mammalia, Perissodactyla, Equidae. The transcript is spliced from 11 exons. Gene Ontology annotation, biological process: cell migration; actin filament organization. Gene Ontology annotation, molecular function: actin filament binding. The coding region runs from base 1163 to 2548 and encodes 461 amino acids. The record is from RefSeq and is a predicted model, not a curated record.
CGCCGCUAAUGCCGUGGUCCCUCGCACCUGCCGGCUCCGUCUGUUCCAGUCAAGCUAGAAGCUCCCCAGGGCCGUCUUGAGACGGUCCAGACUCUCCCCCUGAAUGUAGAACAGCCAGUUGGGCCGCCGGGUGACCUCAUCCCGAGCCAUCCAGCAAGUGAGUGCUGGAGCUGGGACCAGGGCCGGGUUGCCGAGGAGCAGCCCAGAACUCGAGAUGGAACCCUAAGGGAGCCCUCACCAGCCCUCUGAACUUCCUGAGCCAGGAUCCGCCCGAUGCUCAGUGAUCCUAUCCGUGUUUCACAGUAGCUGUAGGAGAUGGCUUCUUCACAGGUGUAGCCUGCCUUUCACCGAUGAGGAAGCUGAAUCUCGAGCCGGGGCUGGUGGCUUGGAGCCACUCAGACAACGGAGAGCUGGAGAACCCAGGGUCCAGACUCCCAGCCUGAUGGGUUUUGGACAGAGGCCUGCGGGAGUGGGCUAGGGAUCUGGCCUCUGCCGGCAACGGAGCAGUGCCUGUACCCCCAGGACAGAUAACCCCAGCUGACCUUUACAUGGAAAGCAGGGGAGAGGCAAGAAAGCUGCAUGCAAAGUUGACUGGGUUUGGUUAAACUGCACUAUCACGCUUUUCUCGAAAACAGCAAAAUAGGUAACAUUUUUGUUGUCCUUGUAUUUGGCAAAACUGGAAUCCUGUCAAGAUCAUCUUUUGAUCCUGUGCUGCACUUCAUAGUUCACACCAUACUUUGACCUUCAGUUUCUUCCUUAGGACAACCCUACAAUAGAGGUGUCGUCUGAUUUUCUUAGCUGGAGGAGCAGGGUUCAUGUCUGUGUUGUUCAUUACUGUACACCACCCCCCAACCCCCCUCCCCCAGGCCUGGCACCUGGACGCGCAAAAAUUUUGAAUGAGUGAAUCAAGUUUUAUGGAGGGAAAUUAGAGUUGGGGCCUCUAACUUGGGUAAGGUCAUUGUAAUAAAGACAGAGCUGAGACUCAAAAUGAUAUCUUCUGACACACAGGCAGAGGCUCUUUUUAAUUCCAUUGCCAUCUCUCAGAAUCAUAGACUGUUAAAACUGAAGAAAGGGCCCUCGGAGAGCAUCAAGUCCAUCCCCCUCAGUUCGCAGUGAAGAUGUGAGGUGGAAGCUUCAGAAAAGCACGUUUCCUAGGCUUCAGAUGAGCCGACAAGUGGUCCGCUCCAGCAAGUUCCGCCAUGUGUUUGGGCAGCCAGCCAAGGCCGACCAGUGCUAUGAGGAUGUGCGCGUCUCGCAGACCACCUGGGACAGUGGCUUCUGUGCUGUCAACCCCAAGUUCGUGGCCCUCAUAUGUGAGGCCAGCGGGGGAGGGGCCUUCCUGGUGCUGCCCCUGGGCAAGACUGGACGUGUGGACAAGAAUGCGCCCACGGUCUGUGGCCACACAGCCCCUGUGCUGGACAUCGCCUGGUGCCCGCACAACGAUAACGUCAUUGCCAGUGGCUCCGAGGAUUGCACAGUCAUGGUGUGGGAGAUCCCUGACGGGGGCCUGGUGCUGCCCCUGAGGGAAGCUGUCGUCACCCUGGAGGGCCACACCAAGCGCGUGGGCAUCGUAGCCUGGCACCCCACAGCCCAGAAUGUGCUGCUCAGUGCAGGUUGUGACAACGUGAUCCUGGUGUGGGAUGUGGGCACUGGGGCCACCAUGCUGAUGCUGGGCACGGACGUGCACCCGGAUACAAUCUACAGUGUGGACUGGAGCCGAGACGGUGCCCUCAUCUGCACCUCCUGCCGUGACAAGCGUGUGCGCAUCAUCGAGCCCCGCAAAGGCACUGUUGUAGCUGAGAAGGACCGCCCCCACGAGGGGACCAGGCCUGUGCGCGCUGUGUUUGUAUCAGAUGGAAAGAUCCUGACCACAGGCUUCAACCGAAUGAGUGAGCGGCAGGUGGCGCUGUGGGACAUGAAGCACCUGGAGGAGCCGCUGUCCCUGCAGGAGCUGGACACUAGCAGUGGCGUCUUACUGCCCUUCUUCGACCCCGACACCAACAUUGUCUACCUCUGUGGCAAGGGUGACAGCUCUAUCCGGUACUUCGAGAUCACUUCUGAGGCCCCAUUCCUGCACUAUCUCUCCAUGUUCAGUUCUAAGGAGUCCCAGCGUGGCAUGGGCUACAUGCCCAAACGUGGCCUGGAGGUGAACAAGUGUGAGAUUGCCAGAUUCUACAAGCUGCACGAGCGGAGGUGUGAGCCCAUUGCCAUGACAGUGCCUAGAAAGUCGGACCUGUUCCAGGAGGACCUGUACCCACCCACUGCAGGGCCGGAUGCUGCCCUCACAGCUGAGGAGUGGCUGGGGGGUCGGAAUGCCGGGCCCCUCCUCAUUUCCCUCAAGGAUGGCUACGUGCCCCCAAAGAGCCGGGAGCUGAGGGUCAACCGGGGCCUGGAUACUGGGCGCAGGAAGACAGCACCAGAGGCCAGUGGCACUCCUAGCUCGGAUGCUGUAUCCCGGCUGGAGGAAGAGAUGAGGAAGCUCCAGGCCACUGUGCAGGAGCUACAGAAGCGCUUGGAUAGGCUGGAGGAGACAGUCCAGGCCAAGUAGAGGACCCCAGGGCCUUCAGCUGGGACCCAUGGCAUCACCACCUUCCCUUCCAUUCAUACUCCCUACUCCUCAGGCCACAAUGGCACAUAAAAGAAAAAUAAUAAUAAAAUGGCUUUAUUUUCUGAUA